CACCGAUAUAGCGAGGCCCGAAUCUCUCUGAUUAUUAUCUUCGUGCGCACUACUAAAAGUCCUUCCCAUCACCACAUCCAUCCUUCUCUCUCUCUACAAAAAACACGCUUCUGUUCUUCACAUCUUCUCAUAUCCACCGCCUUUCGGUUUUCUCUCUCUACAAUUCUGUUGAUUAUCGCCUCGAUCUUCUCCGAUCAAUCGUCUGCGACCAUGGCAAAUGCUGCAUCUGGGAUUGCUGUGAAUGAUGAAUGCAAGCUAAAAUUCUUGGAGUUGAAGGCAAAAAGAAACUUCCGCUAUAUAAUCUUCAAGAUUGAGGAGAAGCAAAAGGAAGUGCAGGUGGAGAAAGUUGGAGAGCCAGCUGAAAGCCAUGAGGAUUUUGCUGCUUCUUUACCUGACAAUGAGUGUCGAUAUGCAGUCUUUGACUAUGACUUUGUUACUGCUGAGAAUUGCCAAAAAUCCAGGAUCUUUUUCAUUGCUUGGUCGCCUGACACUGCAAGGGUGAGGACUAAGAUGAUUUACGCGAGCUCCAAGGAUAGAUUCAAGAGGGAGCUUGAUGGGAUCCAGGUGGAGCUCCAAGCAACCGACCCAACAGAGAUGGAUCUUGAUGUGUUUAAGAGUCGUGCCAAUUGAAAAUGAAAUUGAAAUUCAAAUAAUAGUGGAUUUUAAUAGCUUGUGGGGGUAUGGUUAUGGAUAUGUUUCUUUUCUGGUUUGUCUUUUGAAAAAAUGUUAUUUUCGGUGAUAUUCGUUACUUUUUAACUUUUUUUUUUUUUUUUUUGGGCUUUCGACUACGGACGUUAGCAAAUUCAGUGAUCUUUUGGGGGCAAAUAUUUUGGUAUGU
Messenger RNA from Lactuca saligna, 838 nucleotides. The record is from the annotation of a GenBank genome assembly. NCBI's taxonomy places the organism in Eukaryota, Viridiplantae, Streptophyta, Magnoliopsida, Asterales, Asteraceae.